AGUCUGUGCUCAGAGUCAACGCAACUCACAGUGAAAGUGAUGCCUUUUCUCCAGUUGCACAAAAUGAGUGUGAGGUGGUUAGCCAGAUCAGGAGCUCAACCUCACUUAGAGUCCAGCCUACUGCUCUGAUGCCGAAGGGGAGGCAGAAAGUACCACACUUGGACGCCCCCCUGGGUCUGCUUACCUGCCUCUGGCUGGAAUUAGCCGGCCUCUUCUUACAGGUUCCCUGGGUCAUGGGCCUGGCAGUGACAGGUGGGCCUGGCGCCCAGGGUCCAGGGGGGCUGAGCUGGGCUGUGCACCUCAACAGCCCAGAAGGCAAGAGGGAGGAAGAGACUCUGGGGCAGCAGGCAGAUGCCUUGGCCCAGGCAGCAGGGCUAGUGAAUGCUGGCCGCAUCGGGCAGCUUCGGGGGCACUACCUCUUCGUCCAGCCAGCUGGGCACUGGCAGGACCAGCAGGUGGAGGCCAUCCGGCAGCAGGCAGAGGCCGUGUUAGCCAGACAUGAAGCUGUGCGCUGGCACUCAGAGCAGAAGCUCCUAAAGCGAGCCAAGCGCAGCGUCCACUUCAACGACCCCAAGUACCCACAGCAAUGGCACCUGAAUAACCGGCGGAGCCCCGGCAAGGACAUCAACGUGACAGGUGUAUGGGAACGCAACAUAACUGGGCGAGGGGUGACUGUGGUGGUAGUGGAUGAUGGAGUGGAACACACCAUCCAGGACAUUGCGCCCAACUAUAGCCCUGAGGGCAGCUAUGACCUCAACUCUAAUGACCCUGACCCCAUGCCCCACCCGGAUGUGGAGAAUGGCAACCACCACGGCACACGGUGUGCGGGAGAGAUUGCUGCGGUGCCCAACAACAGCUUCUGUGCGGUGGGAGUGGCAUAUGGGAGCCGCAUAGCAGGUAUCCGGUUACUAGAUGGACCCCUCACAGACAGCAUGGAGGCCGUGGCAUUCAACAAGCACUAUCAGAUCAAUGACAUCUACAGUUGCAGCUGGGGACCAGAUGAUGAUGGGAAGACAGUGGACGGCCCCCAUCAGCUUGGAAAGGCUGCCUUGCAACAUGGGGUGAUGGCUGGCCGCCAGGGCUUUGGGAGCAUCUUUGUGGUAGCCAGUGGCAAUGGGGGCCAGCACAACGACAACUGCAACUACGAUGGCUACGCCAACUCCAUCUACACAGUCACCAUAGGUGCUGUGGAUGAGGAGGGACGGAUGCCUUUCUAUGCAGAAGAGUGUGCCUCCAUGCUGGCGGUCACCUUCAGUGGUGGGGACAAGAUGCUCCGAAGCAUUGUGACCACUGACUGGGACCUUCAGAAGGGCACAGGCUGCACUGAGGGCCACACUGGGACCUCAGCCGCAGCCCCCCUGGCAGCUGGCAUGAUAGCCCUUAUGCUGCAGGUGCGGCCCUGCCUCACAUGGCGUGACAUCCAGCACAUCAUUGUCUUCACAGCCACCCAGUACGAGGAUCACCGUGCAGAUUGGGUCACCAACGAGGCAGGCUUCAGCCACAGCCACCAGCAUGGAUUCGGCCUGCUCAAUGCUUGGAGACUCGUUAAUGCAGCCAAGAUCUGGACAUCUGUCCCUUACUUAGCUUCCUACGUGAGCCCCCUGUUAAAAGAGAACAAGGCUAUCCCGCUGUCCCCCAACUCACUGGAGGUGCUGUGGAAUGUCAGCAGGAUGGACCUGGAGAUGUCGGGGCUGAAGACCCUGGAGCAUGUGGCAGUGACGGUCUCCAUCACUCAUCCGCGACGUGGCAGCUUGGAACUGAAACUCUUUUGCCCCAGCGGCAUGAUGUCCCUUAUCGGCGCCCCCCGCAGCAUGGACUCGGAUCCUAAUGGCUUCAACGAUUGGACCUUCUCCACUGUGCGAUGUUGGGGGGAAAGGGCGAGAGGGAUUUACAAACUCGUCGUCAGGGAUGUAGGAGAUGAGACGUCCCAAGCUGGCAUCCUCCGUCAAUGGCAGCUGACCCUAUAUGGCUCUGUGUGGAGUCCAGUAGACAUCAGGGACAGACAGAGACUAUUAGAAGGUGCCAUGAGUGGAAAAUACCUGCAUGAUGGCUUCAUUCUGCCUUGCCCUCCUGGGCUGAAAAUUCCUGAGGAAGAUGGUUACACCAUCACCCCUAACACCCUUAAGACCCUGGUGCUGGUCGGCUGUUUUACCGUCUUCUGGACUGUUUACUACAUGCUGGAAGUAUACCUGAGCCAGAAGAAUGUGGCCUCUCACCCGGUUUGUAGGAGUGGACCCUGCCGUUGGCCCCAACGAAGCCGAAAAGCCAGGGAGGAGGGGACAGAACUAGAAUCAGUGCCACUUUACAACAGCAAGGAUCCAGAUGGAGUGGAGACAGAAAGUGAAGGCCCUCCCAGCACCUCUGGUCUCCUUGCCCCAGACCUGCUGGAUCAAGGGGACUGGAGCCUGUCCCAGAACAGGAGUGCCCUAGACUGCCCUCAUCAGCACCUACCCCCAGACCUGUUGCAGGCGAAGGAGCAGAUUUGCUGACCCAGGGCCUGACAGACUCGACAUCGGCUAGACUCUUCCUUCCCCAAAUUGGGGAAGCUUGGAUAGCUGCUCCAGAGUCCCAGGAGCUCUGGGAGAAGGCAGUCCUGAUGCUUACGUCUGGAAUCCAGAGGCUAAGAGCACCCUCUGACUAUGCUCAGGGAGGGCCAGGGCUUUCUUAAGGUACAAGUGGCAGAGGAAUCGUGCCAGAGGGCAGUGUGGCAACAGCCACUGGAUCUUCCUCAAACCGAACAGGAGCUUUUGGUGAGAAGGUCUUGUACAAGGGAUUGUCCCCCAUCCCCCUUUGAGCAGGCCUCCAUCCUCAUUUCUCCCGGGCAAGCCCGUGGUAUAGGUCAUAGGGACCCCCACCAUGCAUGGGUGAGAAGGUACCUGCCAUGGCCAGAAGGGCACCUCAGCAGAAACAUCACUGGGGUCACUUGGGAAGAGGACUUGGGUGGGGGUUUAGAAGAGCCCCUGGAUAUGCCUGUCCACCUAAUGAUCCAGGACCUAGAAACAGAGGACCUUUCCUGUCUCCCUCACCUUCCUGCCUAAGCCUUGGACCUUGGACAUACUGGUAUCGCAUUCAAGCCCUCAGCCCACACACUUGCCCUGAAAGCAGCUGCCUCCAUUAUCUCUAAUCAGAAGCCAACCGUGAACACACCCCUGACUCCUUCACCAUCGCCCCCACCCUUCAUCCUGAAGGAUCGGUACUAUGCUCCUGGCAAAGCUGGGGGUGGGCAUGGCCCCCAGGGCUGUGCUGCUUCAUAGGGGAGUCUGCAAAGGACUGUGACAGGUGCCAGCCACUGCCACCCCAGCCCUGUGCCCGCGCUGUCGUCCUCUGCAAAGUGCUCAGGGAAAUGGCCUUCCCCACCAGAGGCCAGCUGUCUUGCCUGUCGGGCUGUGACUCUUCCAUUCCCUCCCGUCUCCUGAGCUAGUUGGUUGAUGUAAAAAUUUUUUUAACACUCAAGGUUUGGUUUUCUCUUUUCACAGCAACGUUUUGAAUUAUUUUCUGCACAGCCUUUCCAAAAUAAAAGCCUUCCACACAACUCUGCCUCUCCCCAUCGCCUUUCCUCUGCCUCCCCAAAGUGAAUGCAAGUUGCCAGUGGCUCCUCCUUCCUGCCAGCCCCUGAAAGGUACUCUCCUCUUCCACUGCCGGGCCCUCUGAAAGAGCUGACCCCCUGGAAUCAUGGAAUGUGAGGGGUCCUUCAGAGGACAGCGGCCAGGACCAGCAGAUGGUCCUAUUUCCCGAACC
Messenger RNA from Hipposideros armiger (great roundleaf bat), 3738 nucleotides. It is a transcript of the gene PCSK7, whose product is annotated as proprotein convertase subtilisin/kexin type 7. Bases 129 to 2489 code for a protein of 786 amino acids. Gene Ontology annotation, biological process: protein processing. Gene Ontology annotation, molecular function: serine-type endopeptidase activity. Gene Ontology annotation, cellular component: Golgi membrane; trans-Golgi network. The record is from RefSeq and is a predicted model, not a curated record. The transcript is spliced from 16 exons. Lineage: Eukaryota; Metazoa; Chordata; Mammalia; Chiroptera; Hipposideridae.